This is a messenger RNA of Chaetomium strumarium, 653 nucleotides long. Its product is annotated as RNA polymerase II transcription mediator complex subunit 9-domain-containing protein. The coding region runs from base 111 to 653 and encodes 180 amino acids. The record is from RefSeq and is a predicted model, not a curated record. Gene Ontology annotation, molecular function: transcription coregulator activity. NCBI's taxonomy places the organism in Eukaryota, Fungi, Ascomycota, Sordariomycetes, Sordariales, Chaetomiaceae. Gene Ontology annotation, cellular component: mediator complex. Gene Ontology annotation, biological process: regulation of transcription by RNA polymerase II. The transcript has a single exon.
CAAAGCUCCAAUCCAAUUUCAACAUCACGGACUCGUACUCGACUUAAAGACUUGCCACUGGUACUUCACCACAUACAGCCCCCCGACGCCAACUGCCCCAAACAGAGACUAUGGCAAGCCACCUUCCUCAGGGUCUCUCCCCGGAUGCAGUCGAUGCCCUCACCGAGCUCACGUCUAUCCUCACCCGCUUCCGUAGUGCCCAACAACAACAGCAGCUGCAAGGCACGACAUCAACCGCCAUCGCGCCUGGCGCAGGAAUACCAACCUCCCUCUCGGGAACAGCCCAACAAGCCGGAACACCCGCAGCAAGCGGCGUAACAGGCACCACCCCCCAACCAACCUCGAAUCCAACACCGGGACCCAGCGGCAACAACACCUCGGAUGGAGGAGGCAACCAGCAGCCUUUCACCGUCAAAGACCUUCCGCCGGCAACAGAUAACCUCAAGCACAAGCUACAGCGGGCGCGAGUAGCGAUGCGCUCGCUAGACGACGUGCAGCGGUCGAUUGCGCUACAGGAGGCCGAGCUGGCGGGGCUGGAGGCGCGGAGGCAAGCGCGAGCGGGCGUGCUGACGAAGACGCAGGAGGAAGGAAUGGCGUUUGUCAAGGCUGGGGGGCUGGGGAGUGGUGAGGACGAGGGGAGGAUGAUUGAGUGA